CAAAAAUUUUAUUUAGUGCAGUACUUUUUCCAAAAGUUUUUUGAUUGACUUAUUUUAUUUAAAUUUUCAAUUCGAUGCUCAAAUUUGACUCUAUAUCAGUAUAGUAAAAUCCUUGGAAAUUUUAUUUGAUUAAACAAUUAACUUAAUGAUUUAUAUAAUAAUUCGGAUAUCCUUGGCCGUGGUUAUUACUACGGUACUGAAGGCCAUCAACAAAAUAAAAAGAGGGAGACAUAACCUACAUGAUCUUACAAAUGAAUGUGUUACGAUAAUACACAGUAGAUUUGUUUGACUGGUUACAUUCUAGUAGUAUUAGGCGGCAUGGCACUGCGCCGAGCUGGCAGGAGCGGCAUGGCGGUCGGCGUGAGACGGUACUGCGACCCCGCCGGCGGCGAGGGGCGCAGUCCGGGGAGACAGCGCGUGCCGCUGUCGCAGCGCGAGGGCGAGUGGCGCAGCAACCUGGGGAUGUUCGCGCCGGAGACGCCGCGCCGCACGGUGCUGCGGAUGCUCCAGGUGCCGUUGGACUGGAGCCCGGGCAGUCUGGGCCGCUGGUGGCGCCGCAACCAGGCCGAGGCGCUCGUCCAAGACCAGAGGUACAUACCUGAGAGACACCAGAUCCUGGGCAGCAACCUGGCGACUGCGCACUUCGUGGUGGCUCGCGGCGGCGCGGUGCGGUUCCGCGGCAGCGAGGAGUGGGUGCGCAAGGAGGAGGGGACGGACGACUACGACCUGCCGCGCAAGUACGUGCCCGACCUGGUGCUGGAGGCGGUGGACGCCUCCGGCACGGGCCUGCGCUACGAGGGGCUCGACAACUUCACCAACCUGCGGCACCUGCGCCGGCUCAGCCUGGCGGGCAGCCCCCUGGUGGACGAGUGGUUCCUGGACCGCGUGGGCGGCCUGAUGGGCCACACGCUGCACCACCUCGACGUCAGCGGCUGCAGCGGCGUGAACGAGCGCGGCCUGUGCGCGCUCUACCGGGCGGUCGCGCUGCGCACGCUGAAGGUGGGGGGCCCCGCCGCGGAGAGCCCCAAGUUCCAGCUGGCGUGCCUUAUGCUGGAGGAGGCUCUCCCGGGCCUACGCGUCGAGGGGGUCACGUACCUCGCGCUGCCCGACCUCCCGGCAUCACCACCCUCCGUCGCCAGGUCUUAGUGCUCGGAUUCAUAGACAGUGUUGCUUGCAGAAGUUAGAUUAAUUAAACGAUUGUACAAAAAUUAUAAUAGAGUCAAGAGAAGCUGUAUAUACUUUCAAAAUGUUACUUGUAUUUAUUAAUUAAAUAUGCAUUUUAGCAA
Molecule: messenger RNA, 1286 nt
Organism: Bacillus rossius redtenbacheri
Lineage: Eukaryota; Metazoa; Arthropoda; Insecta; Phasmatodea; Bacillidae
Product: distal membrane-arm assembly complex protein 2
Exons: 2
Coding region: 319-1146 (275 amino acids)
Source: RefSeq, a predicted model, not a curated record